Messenger RNA from Rasamsonia emersonii CBS 393.64, 285 nucleotides. RefSeq lists its product as uncharacterized. The transcript has a single exon. The annotation marks the transcript as partial. NCBI's taxonomy places the organism in Eukaryota, Fungi, Ascomycota, Eurotiomycetes, Eurotiales, Trichocomaceae. The record is from RefSeq and is a predicted model, not a curated record.
AUAGAUUCUUCUUCUAAUACAAAAAAAAGAAACACAUCCCUCAAUCUGAUUCUGCUACCUACUUACUUACCUACCUAUGUAAUCAACUAUCAACGGACUUUUCUCAGUCAUCAUAAUUCUCUAUGUAAGGUAGAUACUCUACAAUCCACCCGUGCCGUGUUUUUUUUAUCUACACCUACGAAAUUGAUCAUCAUUGAUUGCAUCGAAGCUUGUUUGGAAAAGAAAGCUAUGAUUCCGUCAUACUGUGUUGCUACUACUGCUGGGUUGGAUUCCAAAUCGGUUUGA